This is a messenger RNA of Serpula lacrymans var. lacrymans S7.9, 186 nucleotides long. RefSeq lists its product as uncharacterized. NCBI's taxonomy places the organism in Eukaryota, Fungi, Basidiomycota, Agaricomycetes, Boletales, Serpulaceae. The transcript has a single exon. The record is from RefSeq and is a predicted model, not a curated record. The coding region runs from base 1 to 186 and encodes 61 amino acids.
AUGGCCUUGAACUGGACUCUUUUGCCUGCUACGGUAUACAAUAACGCGAAGACGUUCCAUAGUUGCAAACUAUCGUCAUCACGAUCCUAUUUUGUUACACUUCGUAACUUUGACUUACAUUUUCAUCCAUCUGCUCUGUUCAUUAAUGUACAUAUGGCAUACUUUGGCGGUUUUGUUUGGCAGUAG